AUGCUUGGUGGGAUUUUCCACAAGCGCAAGAAGAGUCAAGAGCUGCGGUCGCCGUCGCUUCAAGACCUCAAGAAGUUUCGAGAUGCCUAUGCCAAGUAUGCAGAUCUCCGCCAAGUGGACCCCCCUCCGUGCUUUGAAAAGAGUGUUUACAAAGCCAUAGCUGGACAGAAGGAGCUGCACACUGUGGAAUUCAGACAGGAGGAUAUCACGGAUCCACAAAUGAUCGCGUUGGCGGAAGCUCUCCUGGAGAUGCCGAUCGUGUCUUCUCUUGACCUGCGUGACAACCGCAUAACGGAUGAUGGGGCGAAGGCGUUGCUAGAAGUUCUUCGAUUGCAGAUCAUCGCAGCCAAGACCCCGCCCACAAUCGAUCCUCGAACAAAGCAACCGCUGUACCCGCCACUGCCCGAGUACACCCGGUACGUGACGAAUGUUAAUCUGAAGGGCAACGAGGUGUCGGCGUCCGUCUUGCAAGAACUUUCGCACUACAUGGACGUUUUAAGGCGAGAAGACAAGCGAUUGGAGAUUCGAGCAGCGCUGAACCGCAUCGAUCGCAAUCAUGACGGGAGUAUCGACGAGGAGGAGUUCAAGGGCGUGCUCAAGCUGUUGACGACAUCCACGCCCACGAAAAAGGAGAUCCGAGCCUUUAUGCAGCAGCACACGCUGUCCACUGACAGCACCCAGAACGCCGUCAACCUGGAGAAUGUUCUACUCGCCAAGUGCGCGGUGUCACCUUCGAGACACUCGGCCUGUCCGCCAUGGGAAGCGUUAGUUCAAGAGCGCCACGCCAUACUGGGAGCUCCCCGCAUGGCACCAACACUGAUGUCCACUUCGCUACAUGCAGAGACUCAUGACCCCCCAGCGUCGAAGGCAAGCCUCGUUCGUCCAAGCCUCACGUCUUCUGAUGUUGGCAUGACCUCUGAUCCAUUCUUCCACAGCAACAGUACUUCCGACUUAUCUCCUCUCUCAUCACCAUCGACCCAAGCUCCAGUUGCACCGAUUGAUAUGGGGAACACUGUGCCAAAGCCCCCACCGGCCCCCGUCGUGAAUGCGUCGGUAGCUCCCCAGCAGCCUCAAGUCGUGACUAAGGCCUCUGAAUCGAAAAGCGCGACGUUGUCACAGCCAGAGCAGCCACCCGUUUUCUCCAAGCCUCCACCAGUACCGAUAUUAUCGCUCGCUUCAGUAUUGCAACACCCAGUGAGUCGCAGCCCACGUUCUGCUCGAUCAAGCGUUGAUGACGAGGGGCAUCGAAAUCCGUCGCUGGCAGGACCAAACUCCAUUAUCUCGGUGCCGUCGUCACCCCACGACUCCGACAUCAGCGACAGCAUGAGCGUCGUGUCUUCAGCAUUCGGAGGAUCCGUCUCGCAGCGUGUUUUGGAGGACCACGAAUCUGUCAGCGUGUCAGAACGUAAAACUCGUGCAGCUUCGAGUCUAACCCCCGCCUCAACAACCCUCGACUCACCUCGUUGGCAGAGCGAACACUUCUCGGCGGAGGACGAGGAGGGGAUGAGCAACGGGGCUCCUGGCGGUGUUCGAGAAGAAGGUGACGAAUUGAGUUCUGGCAACGUAGAUGAUGAAGCCCGUUCAGUUUACUGUCACAGGGGUCCGAAGUCUCUGGUCACGUCUGGAAGCAGCAAGGACGAGGAGGAAGUCGAAGAACGCGUUGACUCGCUCAUGUUUGACGUAAUGAAAGACGGCAAAGAGCGAUUCGUGAUGAAACUGAUCCACUCCGAGUUCAGGAGUGGACUACCGGUCAAGGACUUCCCAGCCGAGUUGCCAUUCCGAAACGUACUGGCACUACUUCUCCCUGAAAAUGGGUUAUCGGAUCUUACGCUGUUUGCAGAGUGCCGCUUUCCCUUCGUCAUCGUGCUUGACUUGUCGAAGAACAAACUGUCCAAGUUACCAGAUGACGGACUGACUGCGUUUCCACGACUUGAGGUGCUGAAUCUAGGUAAUAACCAGCUGAAAACUAUCACAGGACUCACGAAGACGCUCAAGCUCCGAGCACUUUGUGUCAGCCAUAACGCCAUCCGCACAGUGAAAAACGUUGAGCAUCUCUUGCAGCUGGAGAUACUGCAGCUAGCCCACAACCAGAUCGCCACCGUCCACGCUCUACGGAUCUUGUCCCUCAACAAAGUACUGGCACACUUGAAUCUGGACGGGAACCCGCUUGUCCAGACGGACGAGCGCCAAAAGCGGAAGAACAUCGUCCACGUGCGAAAUCUGCUGCCUGCGUUGCAGUCACUUGGGUCAAUCCCCUGCUUUGGUCUUCACACGAAGGACAAAAAGAAAGCGGACGGCAGUGCCAACCCCGGCAAGAGCUUGUUCGAUAGCGAUUUGAUACCGGACUAUAAGAAGUUGUGGGUCUCAACUGCAUGCGAUACUCUUCACAUCUUACAAGACGCUACGAGUCUCGGUUCAGGUCAAAGCCAACAUGACGAUGAUGAAUGGGACACAAGGGAUGAAGACGGAGGCGACGACAGACCCAAGCGCCCACUCACCCGCGAGCAACAGCGUCAGAAAGAUGAGCUUCGAAGCCGAGCCAUUGGAUUUCGGUCGCGAGGGAAAGCUAUCCCCUCACCGCCGAAGGUGAAGACAUCCGUGUACUGCUUUGGUCCACCGCAACCUCCAUCACUAAAGAAGAAAGGCAAGAAGAAGGCAGCCCCGGCAGAUCCAAAGGUUGUAAGAGAGCAACAACGUCGAGCUAGUGAGCUCAGCGCCCCCAAACAUGCCCCAGUCGACAAAACCUUGAUGCACCAGGAGCAGAAGCGAAAGUCGCGGGUGGAUUUCCACGCGGCGAUGACAGUUGGAGAGAGGCUUCAACUCGCACGUGACAUGACUCAGCGACGGCCGACUGCUACUAUCGGGCUUAGUGCUCGAUCGCGGUCCAUUCUGGCGAAGGCGGAUAGUCGCAAGCGAGCGAGUACAGCGGCUUCCAUGACGAUACAAGAGGAAGCGAGUGGACUGGAGGGUAAUGCAAGACCGCUAAGCCCUCGACAGGCUUCCCCCAUCAAAGACGCAAUGGUGUUUCGCGUCGAUCCGGCUAAUACCCCGCGGUCACCCAAGGGCGUCCUUACUUUCCGUGUUGAUCCGCAUCCUGCUGGGGCAGGGGGUCAACAAGGCUCACCGAAAUGCAUCGGGUCAAAGGAAUCUGGCUUCUUGCACGACUUGGCAGUCUCUGACUUUUUGAACCACGCAGAGGAGGAGUUUUCAACUGCGUUAACGGCUCUGAACGUGCUGCUGUCGAUGAGUGAGAAGGAGCACGGUGACCGCAAGAAACUGGCAGAUUAUCGAGCAAGCCUCGACGCCUUGGAUAUCCUAAACGAGCACGAGAGCCAGGAACUGUUCAAAAAGGCACACGGACACCCUGAACACGAGUUGCAAGCCCAAUGUACGGAAUGGUUUACCAAGCUUGGAGUCGUGAAGAAGUGCAUGCGUCAAUUGCUAGAGAAACUGGAGGUUCACGCACCAGGUUCGGGUGUGAUUCGGGCCUAUUGCCGGUGCCUCCGCGGGAACGAGCUGCGAGGAAUUAUCACCACGAUGCUCGAGGAUGAAGACUUGAGCGAGCCACAGGUAGCAGAAAAUAUCGAGGAUACCACCAGCAACCAAAACGCUGAUGAAAACCCGUGGACGGAUGAUACGACAGAAGCUACUGGUGGUGUGGAGGAGGCAGCAAUUGUGACGGAAAUAGAAGAGGAAGCAAGAGAGGGACCAGUUGAAGCAACAACGGCUCAAAAUGAGGACUACGACUGGCUGGCUAACUCGACCGAGCUCGAUGCAGAAACUGCUGAAGCCGACUCGUUCGAGCACGAAAUGGCCACCGUUUCCGAAGACGAAGCGGAUGUAGCUCAUCAAGAGCAAGCUGAGCCACCUCAGGACUAUAACUGGUCCACCGCAGAAGCCACUGAGCCAACCAUCGAGGAAGGAGCAGAGACCUCAGAGGAGGCGCAGAAUGACGUUGAUGGCGAGGCAUACGAGAACGAGGAAGCGUACGAAAACGGUGUGGUUGAAGACAACGGCGACUACAGUGUGGAUGGAGAAGUUGCAGCUGAGGACACUGAGGACACAGACGCUCAAUACGAGCUAGGAGGGGGCGUGGAUGCAGACGACGAGGAGGCAGAAACGUUUGGUGACUGGGAGAAGGGCUUCGAUCCGAAUUCCAACCACUACUUUUGGUUCAACCACAGCACCGGCGAGAGCUCGUGGACGCCACCAGAGGGGUGGCCGUACGAAGUUGAUGAGCCUUUCAGUGCAGAGAAUGAAGAUGCUGCUGAAGGGGCUGAAGCUGGAGAAGAGCAGCAAGACCAAGAGUAUGAUGAACAGGGCACAGAGGCUCAGGAGUAUGAAGAGGGCGGUGUUGAAGAGCAAGAGUAUGCUGAAGGAGCCGCUGAAGGAGAAUACUACGAGGAGGAAGCUGGCCAGGACUACGCGACUGAAGACCAGAACUAUGAGGUCGCCGCGGACGAGGGGCACACAGUAGAGCAAACCGAAGAGGAGUCGCCACGGCGUAGCGAGGUGUCUGACUUUGAGUUCGACGACAGCGACCUGCCCGGCUUCUGA
Phytophthora sojae is the source of this 4557-nucleotide messenger RNA. RefSeq lists its product as hypothetical. The coding region runs from base 1 to 4557 and encodes 1518 amino acids. The record is from RefSeq and is a predicted model, not a curated record. Gene Ontology annotation, molecular function: calcium ion binding; protein binding. The transcript has 9 exons. Lineage: Eukaryota; Oomycota; Peronosporomycetes; Peronosporales; Peronosporaceae.